AUGGACCGCUUCCGGCUGGGAGGAUAUUCGCGUCUCGGCUUCAGCAGCCUCAAGACGAGGCAGAACACCAGUGAAAUCGAGUUGAUCACCUCUCGCAACUCGCAAGCAUUCUCCCACCACGACCCCUCCCCAAACGCACCGUUUAUCGUCCCGUCGGAAAUCAUACAGUCUGAAGAGAAGGGACAAACUUUGAACACACAUUGGGACCCUUUCUUCUUGAGGAGUUGGGUAUUGAUCGCAUUUGCUGUAUUCUUCUCUGCAGUCAUUGCUGCACUUCAAGUGGUCUACAGCUUUUCGCAGCGCAAUCAUGGAAUUGCGACGAGCAGUGACGACCAUCACUACUUAUGGACGUAUGGCCCCACGGCUGUCUUCGUGGUUGUGACGGUCCUCUGGCGCCAGGUCGACUAUGCCACCAAAUCCCUCCAGCCAUGGGCGAAUAUGGCCAUGGGUCCGCAGCCAGCCAAGAACAGUCUUCUCCUGGAUUAUGUUACUCCGCUUCAGAUCUUGUCAUUUUGGAGGUCACUGAAGAGGCGCCAUUUCGCGGUCAGUAUUGGCAUCGGCGUUUUCGUUCUUAUCAAGGUCAUCACAGUGCUUAGCACCGGCAUAUUCAGCUUGCAGUCUGUCCAGAGGAACGAUGUGCCAACUUCGAUGGCGCUGAACAACACCUUCGAUGGCACAAGCUUUCAGCAUGCCGCAGCCGUGGAUUCGAGGGCAGCUUUCGUGGCGUAUGGUCACAGGCAGUACAAUAUCAGUUUACCGAUCGGCAGCACGGAUCAGUACACUGUCCAGGGAUUCGCUCCGAGCGCGGGGCUCGUCAACGGUAGCUUGACAUACUCUGCACCCGUUGACGUGUUCAGCGCCAGUCUUACUUUGUGCGAGACCGGCCAAAUCAACUACACUACGUCUUAUGGUCGAGGCAAUACGCCGGUGGCCGCUUGGUACAACAGUACCGUGACUCUUCCCGGCUGUCAAAUCUUAGGCGCAUAUCUCGAUGCUCCGGAUUGGUAUUACCAACAAAACGAUACCGUUCACCGCUUUGGCUAUCGAGCAUCUUUUCAGAAUGUGACCUGUUCAAAUCUCGCACCAACCGACCCUACCAGGUUUCGCUUUAUGAUCGCGGCAGCCUAUUCAGAGGGGGCAGGGCAAAACGACAACACACUGCUCAAUUCUUCCAAUAUUGUUUGUAUUCCUUCCUAUUCGGUGCAGUCAGCCAUGGUCACACUCGACACGCAAGGCAACGUGAAGUCUGUCAAUGUGACCGGAAAAGCUCGUACAAUCGAUGGACUCAGUGCCGUGGAUAUCGCUGAUGGCGUUCUGUCAACUAGCCUGCAAGCCUCUUCAAUCUCCGACGCUUCAUCUUCUGAUCUUACACUAGAUGUCUUCACGACCAUGAUGCAGCAGGAGACAACCGACUUCAGUACGAAAGAUCUUCUUGAUCCGGCUUACUUGAACAGCACCGGAAAUCUGGUCUUCGGGAAGGUUGUUGCGCAACUCGCAAACUUGUAUCUGCUUUCCGAGAGCACGGAGGAUCCGCAGACGAUCGUCGAAGGUACGAUCGCAAAAGAUGAGAGUCGACUGACCGCUAGGCAGACGCCAAUCCGAAUCAUGCAAGCUGUCACCGCUGUAAUGCUCCUGCUUGUUGUGGUCAUGUUGUUUAUACGCCCGCGAGGGGUUGUGCCAAGGAGCGUCGAUUCCAUUGCAGCCGUUGCAGCAAUCCUUGCUCGAAGCCCAGAGCUGGAGGCGCGUCUUCGCGGCUCCGGACACAAGAGCUUGGAUGACCUCCGCGAGAUCCUCGCUCCGCAUAAGUACCAGACCAGGACCGGGUAUGAGGAUGGAGCCCGGAGUUUCUCCAUUCGCAUUUCCAGCAGAACUGGAACCGAGCUAGCCAGAGUCCCAACCCAGGACGGCUCAGUGCCUCGCAACAUCAAAUGGAUUCAGCCAUUCAUACUGUGCCGGAUCGGCAUCUCGCUCACUAUUUUGGCCUCUGCCGCCGCCAUCCUUGCCGUCGAAGUCCUCUUGUCGCAGUCCCAAAAGCACAAUGGCCUUGGCGCUGUAGACGAGGGCAGUGCGACUAGGUACUCGUGGCUCUAUGUGCCGGUCUUGGUCUUCCUCCUGUUGGCCACGUUGUUCAACAUCAUGGACUUCGAAGUCGAAUUCACCGAAUCUUUCCACGCUCUGGCGAAAGCGGACUGUGACGCGAGAUCCUCCAUGCUCUGGUAUCCAUUACGACACAUGUCGGUACAUGCCACCUAUAGCGGCCUGAAACACAGCAGAUUUGCCUUGACUGCAGCCUCAGCCUCUGCCAUUCUAGCACCUCUUCUGACCGUCGUAGUGUCAGGGCUCUACACUACCAAGCCGACAAUCCAAGGGAUACGGGUGGGAGUCAACGCGUUGGAUUGGUUCAACACCACGACUUUGGAAGACGGUUCCACGAACAUCCCCUCCCUCGUCAUUGAAGGCAACAUGUCGUAUCCCCAAUGGACAUUCUCUGAACUAGCGAUUCCCAGACUGACUCUUGUCGGCGACAACGCGAACCAGCUGCUUGUCCAAGGUGGCUCCCUUUCUGUGAAUACGCCUGCGGUACGAGGAGGUGUAGAAUGCAAUGUUGUUCCUCAGGAUCGCAUCCUCAACAACACCAUGAUGGCUGGGUACAUCAGCUCGAACAUUAGUACGCCUGAUGGUUGUGGGAACUAUGCAUUCGGAGACGGACCUAGUCUUUGGCUCGGUACCAGCGUCCCAGUGCCUGUCAAUUCCUCGGGCUACUUUGGUUCUUCAUUGGUACUUGGCUUCCUCGACACUUGUCCCACACUUGCAUUGUACUACGGGCAUGUCGCCAACAACGAGAUUGGGAACUUCACUGCUCUACUGUGCACGCACUACUUGGAGCGAGUCCAGGCCAACGUGACCUUUGAUCUCCCGGGCUACUCCAUCUCCACUGAACCGACGUUGUACGAAAACUCGGUCGCCAAAUUUUCCAGUUUCUACGUUGGGUUUCCGACGCUGCAGGUCUUGAACGUGACUUCCGCUAACGAUGAGCUGGACGACACUUUCAAUGCUAUGGUGUAUGGCAGGGACGGCAUUCCGACAAACGAGCUUCUGAAUGAUACCACGCUGAUCGAAUCAUAUACGCACUUAUACCGACAGUACAUAGCACAAGUUGUCAACAUCUACCUUCGAGCGGAUUUUUCCACCUUGUCGAAUAACGCAAUUGAAACGGUCGUCAAUCCUUUGGAGGCGUUCUACACGAAUCCACAGCAUUACAGGCUCAAGCAAUCGCCACUGUCGACUCAUUUGCUGGUCGGCGUUGUCGGUGCGUUGUUGCUUUGUGCAUUAGUCGUCUUCGUCACGAUUGAUAUGCGCAAUGUCUUACCGAAGCCCAUCGGGAGCAUCGCCGCCGUGGCAAGCUUGCUAGCAGGCUCCCGCAUCGUCAAUCCCAGAUCCGGCCUGGUUCCCCCCGGAUCCGAGUACUGGUCAGAUGAGGAAUGGGAGAAGAGUGGUGUGUGGCAAAGUGAGAUGUUCCGCAUGGGAUGGUGGGACAAAUUCCAGGAGCCGGCCGACUCGUGGAGGAGAGGAACGACGUCGAGAAGUGAUGUGAAUCAAUUACAUUCAUCUAGCGACGAAGAAAGAAUUGAACUUCCGGCAUCGUUCAGGAUUGAUGCCCGGCCCAGAUAA
Molecule: messenger RNA, 3672 nt
Organism: Cladophialophora yegresii CBS 114405
Lineage: Eukaryota; Fungi; Ascomycota; Eurotiomycetes; Chaetothyriales; Herpotrichiellaceae
Exons: 1
Coding region: 1-3672 (1223 amino acids)
Source: RefSeq, a predicted model, not a curated record